Molecule: messenger RNA, 1054 nt
Organism: Polychytrium aggregatum
Lineage: Eukaryota; Fungi; Chytridiomycota; Chytridiomycetes; Polychytriales
Product: F-actin-capping protein subunit beta
Exons: 5
Coding region: 136-939 (267 amino acids)
Biological process (GO): actin cytoskeleton organization; barbed-end actin filament capping; cell morphogenesis
Cellular component (GO): F-actin capping protein complex; cytoplasm
Molecular function (GO): actin filament binding
Source: RefSeq, a predicted model, not a curated record
CAGGGCUCAGCCAAGGCCUUUGCGGUCUCUGGUUACACAGCAUCUGUCCCGGCUGUGGGCCUGGGCGAUUUUGCCCUUCCGUCGACCCUGGCGACUCGCCCUCUCAUCUUCCGCUCUGUCCAGCCCAAGACGACCAUGACCGAACCCAUCGAUUGUGCUCUUGACUUGAUGCGUCGCCUGCCUCCGCAGCAUGUGGAGCAGAGCCUGACGGAUCUCAUCAACCUCGUCCCCGAUCUGACGGAUGAGCUCCUCUCGGCCAUCGACCAGCCCCUGAAGGUUCAGCGCUGUCGCCAGACCGGGCGAGAUUACCUUCUCUGCGACUACAACCGCGACGGAGAGUCCUAUCGUUCUCCGUGGUCGAACGACUAUGACCCUCAGCUCCACGAUGGCACCCAGCCUUCGCUCAAGCUGAGGAAGCUGGAGGUCUCUGCCAAUGACGCCUUCGAUACGUACCGAGAAAUGUACUACGAGGGCGGUGUCUCGUCCGUUUAUAUGUGGGACCUGGACGAAGCUUUCGCGGCUGUUGUUCUUAUCAAGAAGACCAACGACCAGGGCGGCUCGUGGGACUCGAUCCAUGUUUUUGAGGUUCAGGAGAAGCGCCGCGAGGCUCACUACAAGCUCACCUCGACCGUCAUGCUCUCGUUGACCACGGGCUCGCAGAAGAUGGGUGAUCUCUCGCUGGCCGGCAGCCUGACCCGGCAGCACGAAGUGGAUUGCCCCUUGGACGACUACUCGGCCCACGUCGGCAACCUUGGCCGCAUUGUCGAGGAUGUCGAGAUCAAGAUGCGCAACGCUCUCCAGGAGAUCUACUUUGGAAAGACACGCGAGGUUGUCAACGACCUGCGAUCGGCCACCAACCUUGAAGUGGUGCAGCAGCAAAUGUCGGUCACUAACGAACUGUUUGCCAUGCUCAACAAGCGAAACGCUGGCAACAACUGAGGCGGUGGGCUACACUUUUCACUUGGGCGAACGGGACAUUGCCCGAUUUCCGCUUUGCUUGUGUGGGCUUUGAACGCCUGCGUCCAGUUGCAAUAAACCAGCAAUCUCCUUGGCA